Drosophila albomicans is the source of this 813-nucleotide messenger RNA. RefSeq names its product lysophospholipase-like protein 1. Gene Ontology annotation, molecular function: carboxylic ester hydrolase activity; palmitoyl-(protein) hydrolase activity. Bases 102 to 794 code for a protein of 230 amino acids. NCBI's taxonomy places the organism in Eukaryota, Metazoa, Arthropoda, Insecta, Diptera, Drosophilidae. Gene Ontology annotation, cellular component: cytoplasm. Gene Ontology annotation, biological process: protein depalmitoylation. The record is from RefSeq and is a predicted model, not a curated record. The transcript has a single exon.
UUUGGUCACACAUACCGCAUGCUCCAUUGUUGCGAUUAUCAUCAUCAAUUUGCAUAACAUUUCUUGCAUUUCUUGUAAAUAUAAUUGUGAUAUUCUUCCUAAUGGCAACGUCAACGGUUAGAAAAUAUAGUGCGUCUGUGAUAUUCUUUCAUGGAUCCGGCGAUACAGGCCCGAAUCUGCAGGAGUGGGUUCGCUUUUUACUAGGUCGCGAUUUGGACUUUGCGCACAUAAAAAUUAUUUACCCAACAGCUCCGCUACAAAAGUACACUCCUCUAAAUGGACAGUUGUCAACCGUUUGGUUUGAUCGACGAUCUGUAAACAUAGCUGCCCAAGAAAGUCGAAAGAGUAUGGCAGAGAGCUAUAAUAUUGUGCAGAAACUAAUCCAAAAUGAAGUGGACUAUGGCAUUCCGUUGAAUCGGAUAAUUGUUGGCGGCUUCUCAAUGGGCGGAGCCUUAGCUCUUCACACUGGCUACCACUUGAAUACUGAUUUAGCCGGCGUCUUUGCCCAUUCAUCAUUCCUCAAUCGACAAUCGGUGGUCUAUGAAUCACUGGCCAAUCGAGUAAACGAUAAGCUACCGGAUCUGUUUAUGUUUCAUGGUGAGCGUGACACUCUCGUUCCCUUGGAUUGGGGACAGGAGACGUGGGAAUCAUUAAAUAAAUUGGGCGUCUCUGGUACAUUCACUCCAUUGAAGAACACGCUGCAUGAAUUGAAGAAUAAAUCAGUUCUUAGUUUGGAGGAAUGGAUUCUGAAAAAACUCCCACCAACGCUAAACGAUCAGCAAAAUAAACUUUAAUUUCGUGUUUCAAAAAUCG